This is a messenger RNA of Ustilaginoidea virens, 1620 nucleotides long. RefSeq lists its product as uncharacterized. Gene Ontology annotation, biological process: GTP biosynthetic process. The coding region runs from base 1 to 1620 and encodes 539 amino acids. The record is from RefSeq and is a predicted model, not a curated record. Gene Ontology annotation, cellular component: cytoplasm. Gene Ontology annotation, molecular function: IMP dehydrogenase activity. The transcript has 3 exons. NCBI's taxonomy places the organism in Eukaryota, Fungi, Ascomycota, Sordariomycetes, Hypocreales, Clavicipitaceae.
AUGGCUGCUUUGAACGGCUUUGGCGUUGGCCGCGUUCUCGAUCACACCAAGGCCCUGGAGGUCUUGAGCGAAUACGAAUCUCGUGACGGUCUCGACAUUCAUGAGCUCAUGAACACUGCCAAACACGGUGGUCUGACUUACAAUGACUUCCUGCUGAUGCCUGGCUACAUUGGCUUCCCUGCCUCUGCAGUCACUCUGGACUCCGCCAUCACCAAGCGGAUCACUCUGAAAACACCCUUUGUCUCGUCUCCCAUGGACACGGUGACGGAGCACGAAAUGGCCAUUCAUAUGGCUCUGCAGGGCGGCCUGGGAGUUAUACAUCACAACUGCUCCCCCGAUGCUCAAGCCGACAUGGUCCGAAAAGUGAAGCGAUAUGAAAACGGUUUCAUCAUGGACCCCGUUGUUAUUGAUUGCAACACCACUGUCGGUGAAGCCAAAGCUCUCAAGGAGAAAUGGGGCUUUGGUGGUUUUCCAGUCACUGAGGACGGCAAACUUGGCUCCAAGCUCCUGGGUAUCGUCACCAACCGCGACCUUCAAUUCGAAGACGACGUCGACGUCCCUGUGGCCAAAGUCAUGGUUACUGACCUUGUGACGGCUACAAGUGGCGUCACUCUCAUCGAAGCCAACAAAAUCCUGGCCAAGUCCAAAAAAGGCAAGCUGCCCAUUGUGGACGACAAGUUCAACCUCGUGUCCAUGAUCUCCCGUUCCGACUUGACUAAGAAUCAGCACUUUCCCUUGGCUUCCAAGUUGCCUGACAGCAAGCAGCUCCUCUGCGCUGCUGCCAUUGGCACUCGUCCUGAGGAUAAGCUCCGGCUGAAAAAGCUUGUCGAUGCCGGCCUGGACAUUGUUAUCCUGGACAGCUCUCAGGGCAACAGCAUGUACCAGAUCGACAUGAUCAGAUGGAUCAAGAGCGAGUAUCCCGGUAUUGAUGUCAUCGGCGGCAAUGUGGUGACGCGCGAACAGGCAGCCUCCCUCAUUGCUGCUGGUGUUGAUGGCCUUCGAAUCGGUAUGGGCAGUGGCUCCGCCUGCAUCACGCAAGAGGUCAUGGCCGUGGGUCGUCCUCAGGCUGCUGCCGUCUACUCUGUCAGCAGCUUUGCCGCGCGCUUCGGCGUUCCUUGCAUUGCCGAUGGUGGUGUGCAGAAUGUGGGUCACAUUGUCAAGGGUCUUGCCCUUGGCGCUUCCACCGUUAUGAUGGGAGGUCUCCUGGCUGGUACCACCGAGUCUCCCGGCACCUCGUUCGUGUCUCGUGAGGGCAAGCUGGUCAAGGCCUACCGUGGCAUGGGCAGCAUUGAUGCCAUGCAGGAUAAGAAGGCUGGCGGUGGCGGCAAGGACAGUCAGAAGAGCAACGCGGGCACUGCCCGCUACUUUUCCGAGGGUGACAGCGUCCUUGUUGCACAAGGUGUCUCUGGUUCCGUUGCUCACCGGGGAUCAAUUACCAAGUUUGUUCCGUACCUGGCUGCGGGCCUCAAGCAUUCGAUGCAGGAUUGUGGCAUGAAGAGCUUGGCUGAACUCCACGAAGGCGCUGCCAGCGGAUUUGUUCGCUUCGAGCUGCGAACCGCCAGCGCCCAGAUGGAGGGCAACGUAAACAUGGAGUCUUACGAGAAGAAGCUGUAUGCUUAG